CGAAGAAGCCACUGGCAAAAUAAAGUCAAACGGCUGCGGAACUGCGUUGUUGAAUUUUGUUCCACACAUCGUGGGCAUUGCAAAGGUUUUAAUUGUUGGAAAUUACUUGUGAAGGUCUAGAUACAAAAAACUACGAGGAACAUCGAGUGCGAACGUGCUGAGAGCGGCGAAGCCAAAUCCAUUAAAAAUGGCUGAAGAGUAUAUUCCAGAUGUCAGCGUCAUGGACACAAUUGUGCCCGCCAUCCUGGGACUGACCGCGGCUGCUGUCCUCUCGUCGGUGGCCUGCAUCUGCGCCCGGCAGAUGCGCCUCCGGAACAAGAAGCAGAGCCAGCACGACGCCUCGUUUCCCUUCCAGCCGACCCGGCGACCGACCGCCGUUCGAUCGCCCAGCGGCCAGCCGCCGCACUAUCUGAAGAAGUCGCCCUCGCCGACGGGCGGCAAGCAGAUGGGUCUUCUGUCGCCAAUGCAGGAUCAGUCCACCUCCCCGAUCGCCCAGCCGAAUGUGAAGUACAGCGAGGAGGACGACGGACCGCCACAGCAUGCGGAGCAGCAGAACGGCAACCAACUGACCGUGGUGGAUGGAAACGGAUUGAAGCACUCGCUGCACAACAGCCUCCACCACUCACCGGUGGAGACGAUCGCUAACGGAAGUGUGACCAUUACCCUGGACGACCAUGCGCUGACCAACGGAAAGGAGCUCUCCGUGACCGACCAGUACGGAAAGCUGGGCACCAUCUAUUUCAAGCUGCGCUACUUGGCCGAAAGGAACGCCCUGAUGGUCUCCAUCAUCCGUUGUCGCGGACUGCCCUGCAAGGGAGGAUCCGGAGGAACCGGAGACAUCCCCACCGGCAUGAACGGACGCACCCAGGCGGCCACUGACCCCUAUGUCAAGCUGCAACUGCUGCCCGACAAGCAGCACAAGGUCAAGACCCGCGUGGUGCGAAAUACCCGGAACCCAGUUUACGACGAGGACUUCACCUUCUACGGCCUGAACAUGAACGACCUGCAGAACAUGUCGCUGCACUUUGUCAUCCUCAGCUUCGAUCGGUAUUCGCGCGACGAUGUUAUUGGCGAGGUGGUGUGCCCAUUGACCUCCAUCGAGAUCGGGGACAUUUCCAAGGAGGCCUUGUCCAUCAGCAAGGAGAUUCAGCCACGCAGUCUGAAGAUUCGAGCCCAGGGUCGCGGCGAACUGCUGAUCUCGCUCUGCUGGCAACCGGCUGCCGGACGUCUCACUGUAGUCCUCCUUAAGGCCCGAAAUUUGCCCCGCAUGGAUGUCACCGGUCUGGCCGAUCCGUAUGUCAAGAUCUAUCUCCUCUAUAAUGGCCAACGCAUCGCCAAGAAGAAGACGCACGUGAAGAAGCGCACUUUGAGCCCCGUUUUUAACGAGAGCUUCGCCUUCGAUAUUCCCGCCGCCGAGGGCACUGGCGCCAGUCUUGAGGGUGUGUCUUUGGAGCUGAUGCUGCUCGACUGGGAUCGCGUGACCAAGAAUGAGGUCAUCGGUCGUUUGGAGCUGGGUGGACCGAACUCGAGCAGCACCGCAUUGAACCACUGGAACGAGGUGUGCAACUCGCCCCGCCGCCAGAUCGCCGAGUGGCACAAGCUGAAUGAGUAGGGGAGGGGAUGUUACCACCUGGGCGCAGGCGCCCCUUUACAAGGAGGAGGAGGGAAGAAGCAGGAACCCGGCAUCUAAAAACGGGAGUCAUACGGUUCAUCAGCAUGAGCUCGUUGCCACUUUGAGUUUUUGUCUCGUCUAGCAUAUAAUUUUAUAUUUUUAAACCAGUUUUCUACAAUUUGAUUAUAUUAAAUCUAAUUUCUUCAAGGUCACUUGUGAUCUGUACGUUUAGUUGCUUUCAAAUUUUGAAGCACCAUCUAAGCGGAUUAAAUGGCGCUUUACGCCAGAAGCAAGAAAAAUAUUUACCAAAACUAACUAAAUUAAAUGUAUUAGAAAAUGUUUAGGACCUUGAAAAUGCAUGUAAGUGUAAGAUAAUUCAGAAACAUCUUAGUAUAAAGAUGUUUAAAGAUCUGAAAAUGGAACGAAAAAGAAAAAAUAUACCUACAUAUUUUUAAUCGACAUCAUUUUUGUUGCUGUACAAUACUUUACUUCUACGCUUUAUGUAACUUACAUUCAUAUAUGAUUUUCAUAUCAAAUAAUGAAGUCCCUUUUAAUGUGCCCACCAUAAGAAAAAAUCAAGUUGAUUUCCAAAAAGAGAUACAUUAUUAACCAUACAUAUGUAUAAAAUAUUUAUGAUGAUAUCUAACUCUUAAGCAUAAUGUCUGUGUACAAUAUGAUUUGUAUUGUUUAGAACUUUUUUGUUUAAAUGUAAAGUAUUAAAAUAUACCAUGGAUUCAAUGGAUACCAAACACCAAAGCUACAUACUCCGAAAGCUCUUGAAGUGUGUCCAGAUGGAAGCGAAAAAUAAUGCUUACUGCUUAACACUUUAUACGUACUCUUAAAAAUAAAAAUAACUAAAACUACAAAUAAAACUAAACCAAAUUGAAUCUAGAAAGAACACGCAGCAGAAUGCUUAGCACCAAGAAGCUACAAAACCACACACAAAUCGAUCGAAAAAGUCAGAAAAACAUUGAUUCGGAGAAGAAACCAAACACAAUACAAUAAUGUAAGCAGCAUAGUACAUGUAGGAAUCAAUUACCAAUAAAAUACUUUAGAGUAUAACCACUCA
Drosophila suzukii is the source of this 2681-nucleotide messenger RNA. It is a transcript of the gene Syt4, whose product is annotated as Synaptotagmin 4. Lineage: Eukaryota; Metazoa; Arthropoda; Insecta; Diptera; Drosophilidae. The record is from RefSeq and is a predicted model, not a curated record. Gene Ontology annotation, molecular function: clathrin binding; calcium ion binding; phosphatidylserine binding. Gene Ontology annotation, biological process: calcium ion-regulated exocytosis of neurotransmitter; regulation of dopamine secretion; cellular response to calcium ion. Gene Ontology annotation, cellular component: axon; plasma membrane; exocytic vesicle.